AAACCCAACGGCUGCACUCCUUAUAUGGGCAUAUGCGUUCGUCCCUUUCAUUCCGGCUUUUUAUGCAAAUCUAUUCUAAUGACCAGCUGCAUGCAGUUGUAGUAAGAGCAUGCGCAUUGCGGGAAAAGAACACGGCGAAGAUUCAAAGUUUUUGUUCGGGUUUGUUUGUUUUUUUUAAAACCAUAACCCCGAUCAAGAAAUAGACUAUGUUUGGCUUCCACAAGUCAAAGAUCUACAGGAGUAACGAUGGCUGUUGCAUCUGCAAGACUAAGUCCUCCAGUUCACGAUUCACAGACAGCAGUCGAUAUGAGGAGACAUUCAGGCUGUGUUUUGGGCUCUCUGAGGAUCGUGUUGGAGACAUCUGCAAUGCCUGUGUCUUACUAGUGAAAAGGUGGAAGAAGCUGCCUCUUGGCUCCAAGAAAAACUGGAAUCAUGUGGUGGAUGCGAGAGCUGGUCCAGGCUUUAAGGUGACAAAACCCAAGAAGAUAAAGAAUGGAGAUGGGAAGAAGAAAAGCAAGCUCAAGAAACUGCACAAGUUCAAGAGACAAACAGACUCUGAUGCCCACAGCACGACCUCAAGUGUAUCUCCUGCCCAGUCUCCCAGUUACAGCAACCAGUCAGAUGAUGGCUCAGACAUCGAGUCCAAACAAAGACGCUCAACUCCCUCCAUCUUCUCCUUCUUGGACCGUUCCUACUGGAAAAGGCAAAAGGUGUGCUGUGGGAUUGUGUAUAAGGGUCGGUUUGGAGAGGUGAUUAUUGAUCCUCGACUUUUCAAGCCCUGCUGCAGUUCCAAAAAACAGAAGACAUUAACGUCACCCACGCAAGUGGCCACACAUUUGCCGGAUACACAACUGCCAGAAGACAUAAAAGAAACCUGGUGAAUGCUUUUGUUGAGUUUCCCUGUCAGGGUUAUCCAUGGCAUCCACCUGGAUUUGUCUCCAGUGGUAGACCUAAUUUCCACUCCUCUUUCUUUUAGGCGGUUAGGUAGCUCAUUCUUGUCUUUUGUAAUAUUCCUUUUUAUAUGGGUAUUUUUUUUACUUUUGUAAAGAUUUGAUUAUUUUUUUUCUUCUUUUUAUUGUUUAUUUUUUAUAGAAAGCACAAAUUGGAAGAAAAAAAACUUACGGGCAUUAGUGUUAUUUAUAGGAUGAGGAGACAAAUUUUGUUAAGGCUCUGCUUUUGACUCUGGAUUACAUUUUUUUUUUUCUUUUAUAUAAAUGACAUGAUCAGCGUUCUGUAAAUAUUUUGUCACCUUUUUAAUACAUAUCAGGAUUGUUUUGUUUUCAUUAGUUGUCAAAUUGUAAGUGUGCAAAUGAAAGACACCAGCGAUUUCUAAUACCAGCUUUUUUCUAAGUGUUGGAGGGCCUCUUGAACAUGUUGCUAUGUUUUGUCCAUUAGUGCAUUUUUUUAAGUACACAAAUGGCUUUUUCUGACACCAGGGAUCACUAGUACAAUUGUUCUUUAUGAAUUUAAUGAUUUAAAAAAAAAAAAUAUGUAUAUAGAUAAGAACACAUAAUCUUUGGACAUGUAUACAGCUUUAGCAUGCCACAAGUUUGAAACACUCCAUUUUAAAUUUGUUCAGCAGUGUGUGCACAUUAACUGAUAGAUGUGAUUCAACCAUGCAUGCAGUACAUCCCUCUGUUUUUUGGCAUAUUUAUUUCUUUUGUAAAGUCUCCAAUGGAAUGACAAUGCAUGUUUUAAAACAAAUGUGUUUUUGUUUUUUUUAAAGUGGAUUUUGUAAAUACAGUAUUUUGGCUCUUGGAACAUCCAAACUUUUUUAACAAUAAUAGGAAUGGCAAACCACUACGUCUGUUAAAAAUGCUUUUGUGUGUCUCAAAGUUGCUAAAACGUGUAAUUUUAUGAGAAAAGAAAUCCAGUUUUUAACCACAUGUUCACAUCUCAUUUGAUCAGAUACAUUUCUCUAAAAGCAUCUAGGGAAGACUAAAAACUUAACUGCAGCAUCUGUGAGCAGCAAGAUUCUCUGCUUGACUCGUGUUCUGUAGUUGCUUUAUAUUUUAGCCCCACCCAAAAAAAGAAAAAAUGCUUCUAGGGAAAUGUGUUUUGAUUGUCAUGGCUGCAAUUGUCAAAGUUCAAACUAUGCAGACGUUUUGAAUGUGAGAAGUGCUCUGGGGCCGUCCAUCGCUUUUACCAUUUCAGGUGUAAAGUGAUGGAUGCUUAUUCAACCAAAUUGGCUUGUGAAAAGCAUCCAUUAUUUCAGCAAUAAUGAUAAACUUUCCUAAUUGUCCUAAGUCAUUGUUUCAAAAUCAUCCUUGUCUAUGUCAUGUCAAAAAUAAUGCUCAAAUUGCACAGUUUUUUGCCAUACUGUCUCAAAUUAAUACUGCAGUGAAAACGGUUGCCUUUUUUUUUUUUUAAUACAUAAUUGUAAGUGGUCUCAAACUAAAAGAAUUGACAGGCAAUGCUCUGUAAAGUUGCUUAAUAUAUAUCCUCUUCUGCGGCAGGGUCAUUAAAUGCUGAACAUGUUUAUGAUUCUUAUUAAAAGGAGAAAUGCUGCUUCCUUUUAAGCUGGAAAAUAAGCUUGUUUUUUUGUUGUUCUUAGGGAGUUGCCAUAUUGUUUUUAAGAGGUACAUUUUGGGAUAUCAGAUGUGCCUUAAAGAAUUAUCUGACCUCUCCGUUAUGGUUCUUGCGUAAUUUAUGUUUAUUUAUUACAAAACCUUUUGUAACUGAAAAUUUUAGAUAACUGGUGUAGCGCCUUUCAGUCUUUUUAAUUUUGUGCACUUCUUUUGAACAUGCAAUGUAUGGUUUUUUUUUUUAAUGCUUUUUUAAUACUGUUC
Molecule: messenger RNA, 2789 nt
Organism: Archocentrus centrarchus (flier cichlid)
Lineage: Eukaryota; Metazoa; Chordata; Actinopteri; Cichliformes; Cichlidae
Gene: sinhcafl
Product: SIN3-HDAC complex associated factor, like
Exons: 6
Coding region: 207-881 (224 amino acids)
Biological process (GO): negative regulation of cell migration
Cellular component (GO): Sin3-type complex
Source: RefSeq, a predicted model, not a curated record